Messenger RNA from Clunio marinus, 2397 nucleotides. NCBI's taxonomy places the organism in Eukaryota, Metazoa, Arthropoda, Insecta, Diptera, Chironomidae. The record is from the annotation of a GenBank genome assembly.
CUAGCUCCAAGUGUUCUAACGAAUAGACAAAAUUCCUCAACAGAUUCAUCAAUGGGCUUUAAAAUUCCGUUUCUUGAUAAAAGUUCUUCUACACGAAAGCACAGAAAAUGUAAGACCGAGUCUGAAAACAGUGUGCCUUUGACAAAAAUUUCAAUCGUUGAUCAUGAAGCUAUGAUUCAAAAUAUUCUAAGUCGGCCGUUUAAAGUUCCAAUAAAUGAUUACAUUCCUGAACUUUCAAAUAAAAGUUUGGGGUUGAAACGAACUAUCAUAAGAAGAGCUUUUCAUGAUCCUACAGCAUGCAAUGCUCUUGUUCUUUAUACACCGCCACCAAUUCCAAAAGAAAUGAUGUCGAAAAUAGACAAAAAUAAAAUUCAAGUUCAUGUUGUAGUUGAUCCUGUUUUGGGAAAUAUUCUCCGUCCUCAUCAACGCGAAGGAGUAAAAUUUAUGUAUGAUUGUGUCACUGGUGCUAAUGGUGAUUAUUGUGGAUGUAUCAUGGCUGAUGAAAUGGGACUUGGAAAGACUCUCCAAUGUAUUACAUUAGUUUGGACUCUUUUGAAACAAAGUCCAGAUUUUAAACCGACAAUAGUGAAAGCAAUAAUCGUUUGUCCAUCAUCCUUAGUGAAAAAUUGGUAUAACGAGUUUGGUAAAUGGCUUGGAAGUCGCGUUCAUUGUUUAGCUAUUGCAAAUGAAUCAAAAGAGAAGACAACCGAACUUCUCAACACAUUCAUGGCUAAUUUGAGUGCUCGAUGUGGUGCACCGAUUCUGAUUAUCAGUUAUGAAACAUUUCGUUUAUAUUCUCAUAUUUUAUGUGCUUCUGAAAUUGGACUUGUUCUUUGUGAUGAAGGUCAUCGGUUAAAGAAUUGUGAAAGUCAAACGUAUCUUGCAUUGAUGAAACUUCAAACAAAACGACGAGUUCUUCUUUCUGGUACACCAAUCCAAAAUGACAUGACAGAAUUUUACAGUUUACUUCAGUUCAUAAAUCCUGGAAUGUUAGGUUCAACAAAUGAAUUUCGUCGUCAAUAUGAAAAUGCAAUUUGUCGGGGACAAACAGCUGACAGUACCGAUAAAGAACGUGAAAAAGCAACUGAAAGACUUAAUGAACUUAUGUUUUGUGCAAACAAAUACAUUAUAAGAAGAACCAGCAAUCUUUUGAACAAAUAUUUACCUGUGAAGUUCGAAAUGGUUGUUUGUGUUAAAAUGACACAAUGUCAACUUGAUAUUUAUAAGAAUUUCCUAAAAUCGGAUUUUAUUCGAAAGUCAUUGAAGACGAAUGAAGAUGUUAAAGAAGGUACAACCGUUUUAUCAAAUAUUCAAUCUUUGAAAAAGCUUUGCAAUCAUCCUGAUCUGAUUGCCGAUAAAAUUUGCAGUAACGAUAGUGGAUUUGAGAACGCUGCAAGUUUCAUGCCAAAUAAUUGGAAUGCACGUGACUUAAAACCGGAACUUGGUGGUAAAGUUUUACUUCUUGAUUUAAUGUUAGCUGCCAUCAAAUGUAACACAAAUGAUCGAAUCGUACUCGUUUCAAAUUACACACAAACUUUGGAUCUUUUUGAACAAUUGUGCAGAAAACGAAAUUAUAUUUAUGUGAGACUUGAUGGCUCGAUGUCAAUCAAGAAGCGAGGAAAAACAGUUGACGACUUCAAUAAUCUUGAUAACAAUCAGUUCAUUUUUAUGCUUAGUUCAAAAGCGGGUGGUUGUGGUUUAAAUCUUAUUGGAGCAAAUCGUCUGAUAAUGUUUGACCCGGAUUGGAAUCCCGCAAAUGAUGAACAAGCAAUGGCUCGUGUAUGGCGUGAAGGUCAAAAGAAACCAUGUUACAUCUACCGUUUUGUUGCAACAGGAACAAUAGAAGAGAAAAUUUUUCAGAGACAAACACAAAAGAAAGCACUUAGCAAUACAGUUGUUGAUAAUGACGACAGUGAGAGACAUUUCACUUCAAAUGAUUUAAAAGAUUUAUUUAAAAUUAACGAGGAAACGAAAUCAGAUACACAUGAGCUUUUCAAGUGUCAGAGAUGUGUGAACAAUGUUCAAGUCACUUUACCACCUGAGAAAAGCGAUUGCACGAGUGACUUAAGCCAAUGGUUUCACUGUUACAACCCAAGCACUCUUCCCGAUGAAAUACUUGGAAAUGCUUCAAAAUUAUCAAACAAUGUUUCGUUUGUUUUCCAUCAUCGUUCAGCAUCACAAGCAGUAGAAGUGGAGCCUAAACCAUUACCGACUAAGAAAAAUAAGAGAAAGAACUCUGAAAACAGUGAAGAUGAAGCUAGUGACUAUGACUAUAAAGAUAAUCAGUCUGAAGAUGAAGAUUAUUGCUACUAAUGGAUUACGAUUUAUGAAAUGUUGUACAUUUAAAAAGAGAAAAAAGAAUCUUCAUCUGAAUAAAUAAAAACACCAAAACCAAAA